AUGAGAGGAGAGCUCAACGUGAGAGGACAGCUCAACUUGAGAGGACAGUUCAACUUGAGAGGACAGCUCAACUUGAGAGGACAGCUCAACUUGACAGAACAGCUCAACUUGAGAGGAGAGCUCAACAUGAGAGGAGAGCUCAACUUGAGAGGACAGCUCAACUUGAGAGGACAGCUCAACUUGAGAGGACAGCUAAACUUGAGAGGACAGCUCAACUUGAGAGUACACCUCAACUUGAGAGGAGAGCUCAACAUGAGAGGAGAGCUCAACUUGAGAGGACAGCUCAACUUGAGAGGACAGUUCAACUUGAGAGGACAGCUCAACUUGAGAGGACAGCUCAACUUGACAGAACAAGGAGAGCUCAACAUGAGAGGAGAGCUCAACGUGAGAGGACAGCUCAACUUGAGAGGACAGUUCAACUUGAGAGGACAGCUCAACUUGAGAGGACAGCUCAACUUGACAGAACAGCUCAACUUGAGAGGAGAGCUCAACAUGAGAGGAGAGCUCAACUUGAGAGGACAGCUCAACUUGAGAGGACAGCUCAACUUGAGAGGACAGCUAAACUUGAGAGGACAGCUCAACUUGAGAGACAGCUCAACUAGAGAGGACAGCUCAACUAGAGAUGACAGCUCAACUAGAGAGGACAGCUCAACUAAAGAGGACAGUUCAACUAGAGAGGACAGAUCAACUAGAGAGGACAGCUCAACUUGA
Molecule: messenger RNA, 711 nt
Organism: Schistocerca serialis cubense
Lineage: Eukaryota; Metazoa; Arthropoda; Insecta; Orthoptera; Acrididae
Product: seminal vesicle major clotting proteins-like
Exons: 3
Coding region: 1-711 (236 amino acids)
Source: RefSeq, a predicted model, not a curated record